GAUCAAACUCUGUAAAGGACUACACUUCAUCACUGGAGAGGGUGUCAAUGGCGGUGAAUGUAUCUGAUUUCGAAUUAAUUGAAUCGGCAGAAGAUCAUAUCUAUGAAAUAUAUUCCAUUAGAGCUGCUCCAUCAGGUCAAGAUCUAGGAUAUGUUAAUAAAUCGAAACAUGAAAUCCAAAUCUCAUUGGAUAUCUCAGAGAUAGAUCUUACUAUCAAACAAUCAUUAUCAAGUUUAUCAUCAGCUCAAUCUUCAACAGGAUUUGUAUGUUGGCAAUCAGCUACAUAUUUCCUUGAUUGGUUAAUUGGAUUCGAAUCAGGUCCAUUUUAUUCCAUGUUCAAUAAUAAGAAUCUGAAUUUAACCGUAGUAGAGUUAGGGACUGGUGUAAGUGGGAUUUGUGCAUCGAUAUUGGGUCCUAGAGUAGCGAGGUAUAUUGCUACUGAUCAGAAACAUAUAUUAAAGUUACUUCAAGAGAAUAUCAAUGAUAAUGUGGUUAUGGUUGAUUCCAAGAAACUGACUAAGAAACUGACUAAAAUUCCUCCUCCCCAUAAAAUCGAAGUUAUAGAAUUUGAUUGGGAAGAUAUUGAUCAAGGGUUAUAUAAUUGUCAAUCAUUAGGCCAAUCAUCAUCAUUGCCUGAUAUUAUAAUAGCAUGUGAUACCAUAUACAAUCACUAUUUAAUCCCACAUUUCAUCAAUGCUUUGAAAUCAUUAAUGUCAUCAACAACCAUAGCUUUAGUGGCAUUACAAAUGAGAGAUCCUGUCACUCUUGAAGAUUUCAUAUCGCAAUUACUUAGAUCUGACUUGAAAGUAUAUGUCAUACCUGAUCAUAUGUUGACAGAACGACUCCAGAAGGGAUUCCUUAUAUACUAUAUAACCUUAUAAUAGACAUAUAGAACAUAUUAUUGUAACAGUGUAUGA
Scheffersomyces coipomensis is the source of this 917-nucleotide messenger RNA. RefSeq names its product S-adenosylmethionine-dependent methyltransferase. NCBI's taxonomy places the organism in Eukaryota, Fungi, Ascomycota, Pichiomycetes, Serinales, Debaryomycetaceae. The coding region runs from base 48 to 881 and encodes 277 amino acids. The record is from RefSeq and is a predicted model, not a curated record. The transcript has a single exon.